AGCAAAUGUUGUUGCACAUCUAAAACAAUAACUCCUUGUUGCAAAUCAAAUACACUAAUUAUACCAAAAAAAUAUGGGUUCAUCAAUCCUUGGCCCCAAAGAAAUUGAGAUGUUUGAAGGGCAAGCUUUAUUGUAUAGACAGUGUUGUGCCUACAUAGAUUCCAUGUGUAUUAAGUGGUGUGUUGAGCUCAACAUAGCAGACAUAAUUCACAACCAUGGUCAACCCAUUACCCUUCAUCACUUGGUCUCAACAUUGCAAGUUCCAUCUUCCAGGGUUGCCGCUGUUCGACGCUUCAUGCGUUACCUCGCACAUAAUGGAUUAUUUCACAUAGUAAGAAUCCAUGACGAAAACAAACAAGAGAAGGAAGCAUAUGGUCUCACCAUUGCAUCAAAGCUCCUUGUUAGUAGCAAUGAUUAUUGUUUAUCUCCAAUGGUUAAGUAUGCUACUGAUCCAGUUACAAUGGGUCCACUCAAUCAAUUGAAGGCAUGGAUUUAUGGGGAAGAUAAUCUCUCACUAUUUGGCAUGGCCAAAGGAAUGGAAUUUUGGGAGUUUCUCAACAUAAACCCUAAAUAUCUGAAGUCCUUCAAUGAGGCAAUGGCUUGUGACUCUAAAAUGAUUAACUUGGCAUUAAGAAGUUGUGGUUUGGUCUUUGAUGGGCUUGAAUCCAUUGUGGAUGUUGGUGGUGGAAUUGGAACAACUGCUAAGAUUAUUAGUGAGGCAUUUCCUAAGUUGAAAUGCAUAGUAUUUGAUCUUCCCCAGGUUGUGGAAAAUUUGUUAGGAACCAAUAAUUUGAGCUUUGUUGGUGGUGACAUGUUCAAAUCUAUUCCUAAAGCACAUGCAGUUCUACUCAAGAAUAUUAUACAUGAUUGGGAUGAGGAAAAUUGUGUGAAGAUAAUGAGAAAUUGUAAAGAUGCUAUUUCCAGCAAUGGGAAAAGAGGAAAAGUGAUUAUUAUAGAGUCUGUGAUCAAUGAAAAGCAGGACAAGCAUGAAAUCACUGAAAUGAAGCUCAAAUAUGAUAUAUACAUGACAUGUAACAAUGGAGCACAGAAAACUGAAGAAGAAUUGAAGAAAAUCUUUAUAGAAGCAGGCUUUCAAGGGUACAAACUGUUCCCUAUAGCUGGAAUUGUGUCACUUGUUGAGGUCUAUCCUUAAAUAAUUAAAUAGAAUUUUAUAGUGAAUGUUAUUAUAUAAGCUAAUUAAAUAAUUUUGUAUCGUUAUCAUGGUCAUGAAAUAGAAGUUAUAUGUACUAAUGAAUAAGAUGAACGCUAAGCCAGGGUAGCUAGGGGUCUUAUUUUGUCCUUUAAUUUGUGAUAAGACAAUAUAUGAUCCAAUAAUGUAUUAUUGACGAAAAUUAAUGCUACACAC
Messenger RNA from Arachis ipaensis, 1366 nucleotides. RefSeq names its product isoflavone 7-O-methyltransferase-like. Gene Ontology annotation, molecular function: protein dimerization activity; O-methyltransferase activity. The record is from RefSeq and is a predicted model, not a curated record. Lineage: Eukaryota; Viridiplantae; Streptophyta; Magnoliopsida; Fabales; Fabaceae.